Messenger RNA from Rhizophagus irregularis DAOM 181602=DAOM 197198, 2112 nucleotides. The record is from RefSeq and is a predicted model, not a curated record. Lineage: Eukaryota; Fungi; Glomeromycota; Glomeromycetes; Glomerales; Glomeraceae.
AUGAAUGGAAAAGAAAUUUCUAAUUAUCCUGAAAAUUCAAAUAUAGUAUGGAAAGACAAUAAAUGUACUUUUUAUUAUAAAGUAAUAAGGGCAGGCAUAUACCCCAAAGAUAUAUUAUGUUAUACCAAAAAACCUACUUCAUACUCAAUUCCACAUGGUUAUGUAAUUCAAACAACUUGGAAUCGAAAUACUUGUACAGUUCAAUGUUCAAUAAAUUAUGUUAAUGAUAAACCUACAUAUGUAGUAAAAUUUGGUAAUAAUUUUUCCAAUCAAGUUGUUUCAAGUAAAUCUCCUUCAGAUGCGACUACAUUAUUUCAUAACCCUUUAAAAACCGCGUUUAUAACAAUGAACAAGUGUAAAAAAUAUGAUGUUUCAUUGAUAAAAGUAGGAAAACUAGAUGAAGAACUACAUUUUGGAGCAUUUGGACGUUUCUGGUGGAAGUCACGUGACAAUAUAUUAUAUCCUAUACGCUUAGAAAUGAAAACCCUUGUCACACUUAAUAAAACUCACUUUAUAAUUACUGUAGUUAAAGGAACUUCAGUUGCUGCCUUUCAACCUGGUUAUAUUUGUGAAGCAAAUGGCAUUACAAGUUCUGUUUACGAUACUCCCUCUGGUGCGAUUAACUUUUUAUACCACAUAUUAUUCAGUUCAAAAACAAGAUUUUCUGGUCCGUUAAUAUGUGGUUUUAAUGAUAAGGAAAUUAACAAACGAAUUUUGGAUGAUAUUCCUUUUCAACCAUUUACAAUAAUGGUCGGUAAUUUACAAAUAUUUAUUGGAAUGAUUGGAGUUUCAGAUCAGGAGAAUUUGGGAUAUGUAGGUCCGGGAUAUUUGUCUUCUUUCAUUUAUAGAGUUGGUGAAGAAAAAAUUCGAACAUUAUUUGUACAGCAAAUUCAUCAGCGACAUUGUUCUGUGGCUUUAUACCAAGAUGAGCGAAUUAAAUUAAAAUAUAGCGGAAAAAAUCCAGUUGAAGUCUGGAAAGAAGUUUGGAAAAAAAUUGAAGUGCUACAAAAUUGGGAUGGAAAAACUUUAUUUGGUAUUAAUCAUGAAAAGACUCAAAAUCUAGUGAAUAUUCUUCGAACGCCUUCUUGUACAAUUAAUGAAUGGAACAAUGAAAUUAUGAUGACACAAUUAUAUAAACAACAUUUAUAUAAGUUUACCCCUGCCAGCAUCCCUUGGUAUGAAUUUUUACUUAACUGGAAAGAGUAUAAAUGCAAUAUAAUAGAACUAUAUAGCGCUCUUGAAAAUAUAUAUCCAGAAGAAUAUCAAUUUAAAGAAAGAGAAUUUCGUGCUUGGAAAGCACUACUACGUAGCGUUGGAUGUACUAAUAUUACACCAUUUGAUAAAGAUAAAUCGGAUAAGGAAUUUUGGACUAAAGCUGAAAAUCCAAUUGAUGAUAAGCAUGUUCUUAUCUAUUUGUAUGAGAAUAAUUUUCUUGAUAUGUCUCUCCCAGAUGACAAUCCUAAUCCUAUUGUGAAUAAAUUUUGGUCUUGUUUUAACGAAUCUUUAAAAGUUAACAAAAAAGGGAUUGAUGGAAAAAGAAGAAUUCUAUCAAUAAUUGCGGAUGAUUUUUCAUAUGAAGAAAUUAGGACAAACUUACUGGUCGCUCCUACUACAAUUUUUGAUGCUCGCAAAUAUGCUAGAUUAAAUGGUCCAGGCGCUAAGCAAAUUGAGAAACCUAUAAGAACAGUAGCUAAAUUAUCGCAAGAAAAACUGGAACAAUUUAGCAUUUUUUUUGAAGACAAAGCAAACGUUAUUAUGUCAUCUUACAAAUCAGAUGCCAAAACUCAAUUACCUGUUCUUUAUCUAAAAAACACAAAAAAAGCACUUUGGGAGAAAUUUCAGGAAACAUAUCCAAAUGGUUUAAAAAGAACGACCUUUUAUUGUCAGUUGGAAGGAAAUCGCUACCAAUAUCGUGAAGAUAUGGGAGGACUUUGUGCAAUUUGUAAUACUUAUGGUUACGAAGUAUUUGGAUAUUUGAAAAACCUAAUUCAAAAAGAAGUUAGUUUGAUGGAAAUUCAGAAUAAUUUCAUUCAACGCGCUGAGAACUUACAACGUUACCUUAAAAAAUCAUAUGAACAAAAGUUCACAAUAUCAGAAAAUGGUACAACCAGA